Molecule: messenger RNA, 1974 nt
Organism: Ylistrum balloti
Lineage: Eukaryota; Metazoa; Mollusca; Bivalvia; Pectinida; Pectinidae
Product: RNA demethylase ALKBH5-like
Exons: 3
Coding region: 1-1170 (389 amino acids)
Biological process (GO): mRNA processing; mRNA export from nucleus
Cellular component (GO): nucleus
Molecular function (GO): oxidative RNA demethylase activity
Source: RefSeq, a predicted model, not a curated record
AUGGCCGACUCGUACCGAGACCUGCGGCAUAAGCUGCAGUCACCGCACUAUCGUUCUGUGGAAUAUGGCAGGAGAAGAGAAUCUGAUUCUAAGCGUAAACACCACGGCUCCGAAAAAUAUAGCUCAACUCGGUACAGACAUAAUAGACAAGAAAUGUCAAGAGAGGACGAACUGCGGAAAGUAAAUGCUGGUAUACAGCAACGUAGCUUGUUUUCAUCAGAAGAGUGCAAAGUUAUUGAGGACAAAAUUGACUCUGUUGUGAAACAUGCCAAACAUGGUGAUUACAAAGAGCAUACGGUUGAUAGGGCGCCAUUAAGAAAUAAAUAUUUCUUUGGGGAGGGAUAUACAUAUGGGUCACAACUUGCCAAAAAGGGCCCAGGUAUGGAAAGACUGUACCCAAAGGGUGAAGUGGACGAAAUCCCAGACUGGAUUCUAAAACUGGUUGUAAAACCAAUGUAUGAUGCCAAAAUUAUACCCAGCGGCUUCUUUAAUAGUGCUGUCAUUAAUGACUACUUACCUGGAGGAUGCAUUGUUUCUCACAUUGACCCUCCCCACAUUUUUGACAGACCUAUUGUAUCUGUCUCAUUUUUCAGCGACAGUGUUCUCAGCUUUGGCUGCAGGUUUUCAUUUCGCCCAAUACGUGUGUCCAAGCCGGUGUUGUGCUUACCUGUUAAGAAAGGUCAUGUCACUCUCAUAAGUGAUUAUGCGGCAGAUCACAUUACACAUUGUAUCAGGCCACAGGAUAUUGUUGAGAGAAGAGCUGUGAUAAUCCUACGGCGGGUGUUUCCAGAUGCACCUCGUCUUGAGCCAUCAAGCUCAGUUGAACGACCCCUAUCUCGGAAACGACGUCGGGAAUCUACAUCACCCUCAUCCUCAUCAUCAGAAGCAGGAUCUGCAAGUGGUUCAGAAGAAUUACAAGAAAACAACACAAAGGAAAAUAAAGAAGAAGAGAAAAAAUCUCCCACACAAACAUAUUAUCAUAGGGCAACAAAAAACUCUACCCGAGUGUACAGACAUCAUCACUUCAGCAAUAGUGAGAGUGAACAUUCAGACACUGAAAAUGGUGACACUAAGUCUCCUGUUAAAAAACCUAAACAUAAGCAUAAGGUGAAGAAGAAGAAGAAAAGUCACAGAGAAGUUAAAGUUUCCAAACGUAGCAAGAGAUCCUAAUAUGAGGGAUGGAAAUGCCUUGAUACAGAUUUUCUAAUAUUUACUUAUAUAAGAAGUGGAGCGAUUUCUGAAAUGUGCCAAUUAUUAGGGAUGCAAAGAUUUUGAAUGUUAUGAAGAUUUAUAUACUUUUAGUUGAUUAUUGUAUUGAAUACCAUGAAUUCAAAUCCAUGUUUUGUGAUAUCUACAAAGCAAAACAUUUGGUUCAUAAUUUCCCUUUUGAAAAAAAUGUUUUUGGUUUUACAGGUAAUUGCAGAUGAGGUUAAAAUAUGAUUCUGAUUGGAGUGAUCUGUUUGUCUGCUGCUUCAGUGUUGAUCAGGACUGGAAUAUAUCUUGUCAACAUAAGCAGUGUAUUUAUCCUCCUUCCAUUUGUGAUAUGAUGGAUGAUCAUAACUUGUUGAUAUUAACUCGUUUAGAAGAUGACAGUAAUCAGUGUUAAGAUAGGCCAGUGAUAAGUCUUACUAACAAACAUCAUGUAAAAGGUUAUUACUAUUUUGUUAAUUUUGAUGGUCAGUAAGAUACUGAUUGUAUUUUUUUUAAAAAGUUGUUGAAGAUUGACAAGGUAUGGAGUUCGUUUCAAGACAAGCAUUUAGAUUGGUUAACUUGAUAUGCACUGUGAAUUAUAAAAUGUGUACAAAAUGUACACAUAUAGCCAUGAUUGUCUUAAUUUGCUGUAGAAAGCCUGUAAUAUAAUUCAGUUGAAAGAUGUAAAAUUCCUUUACAUAUGUAUUUUUGACACCUUGGCUGUUGGAUAAUAAGUUGGUGCUGGUAGUGAUAACAUUGUUCUAGAUUUCACUAUAAACUACA